CCGGAUUUACUGAAGGAACACAGCCGAGCCCAUGUAAACACGCGAUAAAUAUUAUAUUGCCCAUAGAACCCGAAUGACGUUAUAAUUCCUCUACAUCUUUGAUUUAAUUAAAGGAUCUUGAUGAGUUUUAUGAUGAUCCGCCAAGGCCACAUAAGUAUCCAGAGCUUCCUGCUUGGUCUGGGCAUCCUGAGUUACUUCAUCCUGGCCUGUGGGAGCUGGUGGCAGAGUCCUGGUGUGGAGUGGCUCAGUCAGCGGCCAUGGGCGUAUUGUGGAGGGUUCUAUUUAGUAAUCAAUGUCAUCUUGAUUAUUGCCUUCCGUGGCUCUGAUUGGCAGGUGGCUGUACGAGGAUGUUUCCUGGGAUCAGCUUGUAGUGUUGGGAUUAUCAUCAGCACCCUCUGUGAAGCUUCAUACCAUGUAUUUGGAUGGUAUAUUGUGGUUUUGACACUUUUCCACUACUCUGAGUAUAUAACAACUGCCAUUGGUAAUCCUAGCACCCUCGCCCUGGACUCAUACCUUCUGAACCAUAGUUGGGCUUAUGGUAUUGCAGCAAUAGCCAGUUGGGUAGAAUAUUUUAUAGAAAGAUGGCUGCUUCCUGACAUGAAAAAACUUUGGUAUGUCAGUAUUAUUGGAAUCAUUGUUUGCCUCUGGGGUGAAAUUGUCAGGAAAUCAGCAAUGCUCACUGCCAAAACUAACUUUAAUCAUAUUGUUCAAACAAAGAGACAAGAUGAUCAUGAACUUGUUACAUGGGGUGCCUACAAAUUUUUUAGGCAUCCAAGUUAUGUUGGAUGGUUUUGGUGGAGUGUUGGUACUCAACUCAUUCUGGUUAACCCAUUUUGUGUUAUAAUAUAUACUUUGGCUUCUUGGAGUUUUUUCAAUGAAAGAAUUCAUUUUGAGGAAAUGACACUUCUAAGUUUCUUUGGUGAAAAGUACCUUGAUUAUCAGAAGAGAGUAGGGACAGGUCUACCAUUUAUCAAGGGUUAUCAGUAUAUUCACUGUCCUCCCACUGGUGAAAACUGAAACUUCAGGCUAAUUUGCAUGCACAAUUAUAAAAUAUUAAAUACAGUACUGUACUUACUGGAAAUUAAUGUUGUUAUGAUGGUUUAUAUGUGUAAUUGUAAUGUAUUCUCCAAGAACAGAUACAGUAAUUAAUUGUUGUAUAUAAUGUAUAAUAUUAUAUACAGUAGUAUGUAGUAACUGAUAUUUCUUUUCAAGAGUUUGUAAGACUGUUGGAAUUGUACUUCGAAUGGUGGAAAGUAUAGAGAUUACUGUAGUUGGAUGCUGUUGAAUUGAUAUAAGUGCAGUGUACAUGGUUAUGAAAUAUGAUUCAUUCAUUGUUAAGCAUUUUUAUAGCACUGUUUGUGUGAUGAGUGUAUUUUUUGAUUUUACAGUAAUUCCUAUGUAUUUAUUAAACUGAAACAUUAUUGAAUACAUAUAGCAUAUACAGGAAGUAAUAAAUAGUUUGUCCUCUUAAAGCAAAUAAUUCUAUAUAAUUACAAGGGAGAGUUGUUCUCCCCUAGAGGUGUCUGCGCUAAAACCCCAUUCACUUAUAGUCCACUUGAUUAUCUACCAUGCAUUCUCAGAUGAACUCCAUCUUUCAGCUAUUGCUCUUUUUUGUUUAAACAUUUUCCUGCUUCCACAUUCUCUUUAUAUUUUUUUAGAUUUUUGGGAUGUACAUUAUUCUUUCUGCCAGUAUUGGACUCGGCUGCCCAGUCUUCAUUUCGUAGAUUCAUAUUACUAAUACCAUCCUGUUGAAUGAGGUUUAUUCGUGUGAUCACAAAACCAAUACAAAGAAGUACUGUGCAUAUGUUUUAGGUUUUGUUUUAGGUGUUCAAAAAAAGAAUGCAUGGAGAUAAUCACUGGUUGAAAUACCGUAUCUGAGUGAGUUGAAUUUUCAUCGCUUGCUGUGAGAAUGAGAAAGAAUAUAAUAACUAUAAGAUGAAUUAUAGGAUUUUGUAAUUUCAUCUGAUAAGGGAAUCUUGAUUAUAUGUACAAUAUAGAUUUAUAUAUGUGGUCUCCUCCUUCCCCUCCAUAGCUCUCAGUGCACAUCAGGUUUAUGGAAUACAAUACUGUACAGUAAAUGUCAAGUUACCAUCCAAUUUUAAAAGAAGAAUUCAGCUCAUAUGUCUGUCUGGUGAGUUUUCUGUGUAGAUCAUCAGAUAAGUAUUUCUUACGGAAUAAACCGUGUAACGAAAUUUCCUCUGCUUGAAAUAGCUUCAGAUUUAAAUAGUACAGUAAUAAUUCCAUACACCAAAAGAUACAAAAUGGAAAAUAUAAUGACGACUUGCUGACUAUUGCUCAGUACUUUGAAAUUGUCUUAAGCAUUAGCUUUGUUGCAUUUAGUACACAGAUUAAUUUGUUCCAUAUUGGAAUUUCAUCAGUAUUGUGUGUGGUAUCAAAGUUACAAAUGAACCAUCGUUGUAUAUAAUGAGAGUAGCAUUGAAGUGUGAAUUUACUGAAGACGCUUUCUUUGACAUGGCUUAAGGUGGAGACUAAAGGAAUCCACUGUAGUCAAGCUUUACUGUAUUUAGAAUUCUGUAUGCAUCUAGACACCUGUCAGUUUGUUGCAGACUAAAUAUGAUAAAUAUUAAUUUCCCAUAUGAUUGCUGUUCAAACUUCUUCAUGUAUAUGAAUUUAGACUAGCCUGUGAAUUAUUAGGAACUUUUGUCAAUAUAUUUCAUGUACAUGUACAAUUUACUUUACUAAUUUGAACUUUAUACAGAUGAAUAAAAUCAGCCAAUAAUUCAAAAGGAAAUCGACGGAUUUACACUUUACUACCAGCGUAUUCACAUAAAAACAAUGUUACUAACACUGUUUAGACAUGGUUGGCAAAGCUGGAUGAUUAGCAGUGAGGAUUGGUGAGGGGCAGAGCUGUAAAUUGGGGGAUGUGAGCAGGACAGUAAGUUGGCGAGGGGUGGUGGGCCGGUAAAGGUAAUACCAUGCUUUAAGGGAUUGUGGAUAGGUUUUGGCAAGACGAGGGGUGGUGGGCAGGUUUGCACAAGAGAAAGGGUGGUGGGCAAGACAAGGCUUUAAGAGGUGAUCAGGGUUCAUAUGGUGAAUAGUGCUGGUAACUGGAAAUGUAAAAAUAUUGCUAUCUGUUUGACUAGCUAAAUCACCAAAAAUACUGUAAUAUCAAAAAAAUUACCUUCCAUACUGCCAUCCACAACUCAGACUAAUGUUACCAUUCACACACUGCCCCAUCUGACACUAUUGCACUUGACACACUAUUACACCUGACAUAGUGCCCCACUUGACACACCAUUACACCUGACAGUGCUCCACUUGAUACACAUUUACAUCCAACACAGUGCCCCACUUGACACCAUUGCACCUGACACGCUGCCCCAUCUGACACGCCAUUGCACCCGACACUGUCCCAUGUGACACACCACUGCACCCGACACACUGCCCCAUCUGACACCAUUGCAUCCAAUAUGCUGCCCCUUCUGACACACCAUUGCACCUGACGCAUUCUAGCACCACUGCUGUAUGGGAGGAUGUACUGGAACUACAUGUUCAUGACCCAGGGUAAUGUGUGGGAUUAGUGGUGUGUAGAUACAGUACUGCACAGUAAACAGAUUGAGAUAGGAUAGAAACAUUUGUCCCAUUUUAUAUAGGUAUUUGUGAACUACUGGUAGUUAGGAUAGGUUAUGCUUUCCAUUAACGUAGGAACAAAACAAGAUAGGCUCAAGAGUUGACAUAUUCUAAAGUGGAAUAGGCAAAAAAGUCUCUUUCAGAUGAUAACGACUAUUCCACAAAACAUUUUAACAAUCAACAAUUGAAUUGUAAUGCACAUGUUUAGAUAUAUUAGUCUUCUAGUCAUAUGAAAUCUUAAGCCAUUUUUACUUAUUGGAGAUUUCCUUUUUAGGAGGGGAUAGUCCAUAGUCAUUUGUUAUUACUAUCAUAUAUUUAUUUAUUAUUAUUAUUAUUAUUUUUUUGGGUGGGAGGGGGAGGUCUUCUAUUGUCACCAUUCAUGUCACAACCUCCACUGUUGAUCUGAACCCAGAACCCUUUAAUUACCUGCUCAGUAAGGUAAGCUUUCCAUUGUUGGAUCAUCAGAGGAAUGUGAAAAUCCCUCAAUAAUUUUAAUAAAACUAUUCAUAGCUACCUGAAUGAUAAGAAUAAAAUUUAAAGAUUA
Messenger RNA from Homarus americanus (American lobster), 4135 nucleotides. RefSeq names its product protein-S-isoprenylcysteine O-methyltransferase-like (gene ste14). The transcript is spliced from 2 exons. The record is from RefSeq and is a predicted model, not a curated record. Gene Ontology annotation, cellular component: membrane; endoplasmic reticulum. NCBI's taxonomy places the organism in Eukaryota, Metazoa, Arthropoda, Malacostraca, Decapoda, Nephropidae. Gene Ontology annotation, molecular function: protein C-terminal S-isoprenylcysteine carboxyl O-methyltransferase activity. Bases 121 to 1017 code for a protein of 298 amino acids. Gene Ontology annotation, biological process: C-terminal protein methylation.